Molecule: messenger RNA, 543 nt
Organism: Erigeron canadensis
Lineage: Eukaryota; Viridiplantae; Streptophyta; Magnoliopsida; Asterales; Asteraceae
Exons: 1
Coding region: 1-543 (180 amino acids)
Source: RefSeq, a predicted model, not a curated record
AUGUCUACUUCAUCUUCAUCCAACGAAAUCGUCCUCCCGCCUAUGCUACCCGACUUAUCAACGGGUAGUUCGUUUUUAUUUUUUAAAGACGCGUUAGCGGCGGUGGAAGAGCUAGAAGACUGGGGUUCCUCUAAUGACACCCGCACAUACAUCGAGCGACAUCGAGAAGAAGCCCAUGAAAAGUUAAUGCGUUAUUAUUUCGCGGAACCGCCAAAAUUCGGCGAAUGCUUCUUUCAUCAUCGUUAUCGCAUGAGUAAACGGUUGUUUUUAAAGAUUGUUGGUGACAUUGAAGCUCAAUACCCGUAUUUUCAACAACAUACGGACGCAAGGAAUAGACAAGGUUUCUCGCUGAUACAGAAAUGCACGUCGGCAAUCAAGCAACUCUCGACCGGUAAACCAUCGGAUAACUUCGAUGAGUUUUUAUGCAUGGCCGAUAGCACGUCACGCGAAUGUCUUAUCAACUUUUGUGAUGCGGUCAUUAAUAUAUAUGGGCGCGAGUUUUUACGUAGGCCGACGUCCCAUGACAUAGCUAUGAUCCAAUAG